This is a messenger RNA of Gracilinanus agilis (Agile Gracile Mouse Opossum), 6245 nucleotides long. RefSeq names its product shroom family member 3 (gene SHROOM3). Gene Ontology annotation, biological process: actin filament organization. Gene Ontology annotation, molecular function: actin filament binding. The coding region runs from base 1 to 5541 and encodes 1846 amino acids. Gene Ontology annotation, cellular component: apical junction complex; cortical actin cytoskeleton; adherens junction. NCBI's taxonomy places the organism in Eukaryota, Metazoa, Chordata, Mammalia, Didelphimorphia, Didelphidae. The record is from RefSeq and is a predicted model, not a curated record. The transcript has 9 exons.
AUGCCAGAGGGUGAAUCCCUGAGAAAACAAUGGUCCUUAUAUGUUAUAGAUGUUGCUGACACUGAAGUGAUACCUUUUCCAUUUCUCUCUAGGUGCAGUGAACCUGUGGGCCAACCACACUCCUGGCAUUCAACCAAAUCUAGGGAAGACCAGUCUGAUGCCAGCAUGAUGCAAAUAUCUCAGAGCACGAUUGGUACUCCUUGGCACCAAAAUUAUCAUUCCAGUUCCUCUACAAGUGAUGUCUCUAACUAUAGCCAUGCUUAUCCAAGAAGGAGCCCUGAUCAGUACAGCUCACAGGGAAGUAUGGAGAGUUUGGACCACAGUGGUAGCUACCCCCCAUGCCACCUCCUCUCCCCUGCCAAGUCCACCAGUAGCAUUGAUCAGCUUACCCACCUCCACAACAAGAGAGACUCUGCUUAUAGUUCCUUCUCCACCAGUUCCAGCAUCCUUGAGUAUCCCCCCACUAGCUUCUCAUCCCAGGAAUGUUCUGACACUGUGGCCACCACACCUGCCCAAGGCAGCUUACUGGGAGGGAUGAGACAGGCUGACAUCCGCUAUGUCAAGACAGUCUAUGAUAGCAAGAGAUGUAUCUCUGCAGAGUAUGAGGUGAACUCUUCAGCCUUGCUUCCCCCCAGUGGAGAGUCCAAGGAAUCAGUGGGUGAUCAGGACUAUGACAGGUGGCAUAAUCAUCCCAGAGGUGGUAGGGUGCCACUACUCUCCUGGAACCAACAGUGCUCCAGUUCUCAUGAAACAGAUUCCAACAACCUUCCCCACAAAGUAGGUGCUCCCAUGCCCCCAACUCGGAGUGGAAGUUAUACAAUUCUCAGGCAUUAUGAGAGGCCCAACUCCUGGUCUAGCUUUGAGAACAACAGGUAUGGCCGACCCCAAUCAAGCUUCCCAGGAGCCCUAAAGACUUCAUUUCCAGAAGAACAUUUACACACUCUGCUAGAGAAGAGUCCAGAGAAUAGCCCUCCAGUGAAGCCCAAGCAAAGUUAUACCCAAACAACCCAACCAGGUCAGCCAAUGCUCCCUACCAGCGUCUACCCUGUACCCUCACCUGAACCACACUUUGCCCAGAUGCCCCAGCCUUCUGUGAACAGCAAUGGGAUGCUCUAUCCAGCACUCAUUAAGGAACAUGGUUAUACUGCCUCACUGAGCACUUCUGACAAGAUGGCUACUCUUGAAAAUGGCAAUCAAAAUGGUCCCAGUAAGAAUGCAGUUAUCUUCUACCAGGCCCCAGAUUAUAAUUCCCCACCCCUGGUAGAGAAUGCAGAAGCCCUAGGUAAGUUUUCCUCAUAUAAACCCCAUUUCAUAUCAGACUCUGAGAACCUCAGGGGCACCUCCCUGAGGAAAGAUGAGCCAAGGAUUUCUGAAGGUGACUAUAUGCUCCCCAGUGGGAAAGAAGGCAUGCAUGACAGUAUACAGUUCUCCAACAAUCACAUCCCUCAGGCUCUCAAAAUAAAUGAAAGUAAGCCACUUUCUAGACCCUCGGAGCCCAAAAGGACUGAAUUCCAGGAGUCUCCAAAUGUCAGACUUCAAACAAGACCAGAAAGAGAAGACCUCACUGAAGACUCAUGGAAUACCUCUGGCAAAACUAGUUCAAGCUUUUUAUCUCUACAGCCUAUUUCUCCAAGUACCAGUAGGCAAGAUAGUCAGGAGAUACAAGUGGGGCCUCAGGAAGGAAGUCCUGACAAUAGAACAGCCUGUCUGAUCAAUAUGAGUAAAAUGGAACAAGAACCCAAAAAGACAGUUCUUGAGCGAAGGGACCGGCAAACUUCCCGUGGAAGGCCUGAGGGAGGAACUAAAGGGCCAUCCUCUUUCCAUAAUUCUGAACCAAGAUUUGAGGUCCACAGGCAGACGUCUAACCUGACCCAGAGGCAGUUUAGUUCAGGUAAUGCCCUCCAGAUCUCUCAUUAUGGGAAACCCCACUUCUCUGUGUUGGAGAAAGUCAGUAAGUUUGAGCAACGUGAACAAGGGAACUGGAGACCCUCAAGUGUGAGCAGCUGCAUCUACAAGACCAACAAGUUGGAACAUCCACCCAGCAGAGGGAGCUCCGUGAUAAGCCUUGAAGACCCCCAGGGUGAAACAAGUUUUAGGGAACCAAGUCCAUCCAUUGGUUCCAUGAGUGUUGGGGAGAACCUUGUCAAAGAUAGUAAGAAAAAGCCUGAGGGGGUGUCUUGGUAUCAACCUGAGCAUCAGCUGAGGAGGGCUGGAGAAGGCGGACAUGGACUCACACACUCAGAAUCUAAGUCCCUCAAAAGUGCCCCUCUCAUGCAACGCAGCCAGAGUACUUUCCACCUUUCCAACAAGGCUGAGGAAGAAACCCUGUGGAGAGAGGACAGGCCCAGCAGUCCUGAGUCACCGCUAUUCGAGGUACCCUUAAACCAGGCCUAUCGGAACAGUAUCAAGGAUGCUCAGUCCCGGGUCCUAGGAGCCACUUCAUUCCGACGCCGGGAUCUUGAUCUGGGUCCUUCUGUGGCAUCCCAGGCAAGGCAAAAGGCAAGGCAAAGGCCAGCCUCUGCCCACUUGGGGCUGAGGAGCCCAGAAACAUCAAUAUCUGCUUCCCCUCAUAUCCCCAAGGAACGGCAUAACAUCACUCCGACUGAGGGGAGCCCACCCAGAGAAGGCCCAGCAGCCCUAGUGGCCCGGGUUGGAGGCCGAAAACGAUGGACAACUGACCAAAAGAAGCGUUCCUAUUCAGAGCCAGAGAAGAUGAAUGAAGUGGGGGUGUCUGGGGCAGGAGAGUCGUCUGCCUGCUAUCCCCAGAGGAAGGAUGUACCCUUUGGCUUCCCAGAAAACACUGUGGCAAACAGGCGCCGCAUCUUUGAGAGGGAGGGAAAAGCUUGCUCCACCCUUAACCUGUCCAAGCCUGAGCUGAAGCAAUUUCAGCAGACUGCCCUGGCUGACUACAUUCAACGCAAAACUGGGAAGAGGCCAUCCUCGGCAGCUGGCCAUGGACCAGAGAGCCACAGCCUCACUGCAGCCUCAAGCAUGAAUUCCUUGCAGGAGCAAAGCCCAGUCCCCAGGAGAGGGUCUGCCACACUGUCCACGGAGCUGGUAGGAAACCUGGAGAGAAACAGCUUUGAGGCACAGGUUGGGCCACGAGAUCGAAGCAGUUCCUCUGCCUCCAGCCAUCUCCGAGCUGAACGUCACUGGCAUGCCAGGAUGGAGCCAGCACGGGCAGUUUGGCUUGGAGAGGCCAGUGGCCAGCCCAGUCAUCCACAGAAAGUGACCUGGGCCUCUGAAAAGCCAUUUGCCCUAGGAACUGCAACCAGGGGGGCUUCAAAAUCCAUGUCAGCCGAAGAUCUCCUAGACCGAUCAGAUGUUCUGACUGUCCCUGUCCAUUCAAGGUCCAGGUCAUCCCCCAUCUCAGAUAAAAAGUGUCAGGAUAUACUUCUGAGAGGAAACAGUGACUACAGCCUUCUGGGAAAGGCUCCUUCCAGUUUUGUUGGUCCUGGAUUCAGGCAGUUCAGUCAUUCAGAAAGAAGUCAUGAAGAGAAGUCAUCACUUCCACAUUAUCCUGGGCCUCACCUGGGGCCCUACACAGUACCAAAUGGCUCCUCUGUUCCCAUGGAAUGUUUAAAGAUCCUAGACCCUCAAAGGCCUACCAGCAGAUCUUCAGCCUUUGGGCCACCAGCAGCAGCAAAACAAGGUCCUUUUGUAUCAGCGCAGACCUCUGGGACCAACUCCACUUAUUCUCCCAAGUCUUACCUGCAUGCUGAAAGAGAUGUCCUUGCUGGGAGGCAGCCUUCUCCAGCACAACCCCAGAAUCCAAGAAACCUUGAAGAAAAUUCUGUUGAGAAUUUAGCUGAAAAUGAGAUAAAGAAAAAUAAGGGCCCUCUACCUCAGAGGCCUCCUCCCCCCCGAGUGAAAUGGUCUCAGUCACUCAGAGAGGACAACUUGCCUGAGCCUUCUUUAUCUUUUGGGGUGCCAAGUCUGAAACACUAUCCAAAGCAUCAGAGUCUCCCUGGACUCCUUACCGUGAUGGGAAAGGGCUCCCUCCAAAUAUCUGAGUCUGCCUUUCAGGCCAUCCCACUCCCUCAGGAAGAUGAUGAUGAAGUGUUUGUGCAGGAAUCAAGACCCAGACCCACUCCCAACCCCACUUUCAAAACUCUGCCCCUAUUACCUCCACCACCACCACCCCCUUCACCUCCUCCACUGGACCUGAAGACACAGGAUGGCAACUUGGAAGAUUUUCCUCCGCCCCCUCCCCCAAUUACAUAUGAAGCACUGGGGACCCUGAGCAAUGAGACUUAUGAAGAGACCUGUCCCAGCAAUUCCAUCAAACUGUCCAAGAUGAUGCUUGCAGCUUCUCAAAAGGCUUCAGCUCCCAGAACCGGCUCUUUCAUCAAGUCUCUAGGAGCUAAGCAGACAAACUUAUUAUCCCCUUUGGCUACUCAGAACCAGCCAACUGGAAUUCUUGGAGAGCAGUCUAGCCCAGAGCAAAUGCUUCCCACCCAGUUCCCAAAACUUACCCAGAAGCCAACUAACCUGACUCAGGAACUAACAAAGGGCAGCCCUGCCCCUGAGAAGACUCUAGAGGACAUCAGCACAGAGACUCUAGCCAAGCAGAUUGUUCACCAAGACAAAUCCCUGGCAGAUAUUUUGGAUCCAGAUUCUAAAAUGAAGACUACUAUGGACCUUAUGGAAGGCUUGUUUCCACAGGGUCCGUGCUUCCUGAAGGAAAAUAAUAUAAGGAAGAAGACAAUACAGAGAAUUGCCAGUUUCCCAGUAUCUGAAGGGAAGAGGAGCACAGAGAAGGAAAGAGUGGGAAUGUUGAUCAAUUGUCCUGCCUACUAUAAUGUAUCUGCACCCAAAGCAGAGCUGCUGAACAAGCUCAAGUCCAUGCCUACAGAGGGUGACGAGGAUGAGGAUCAGCUGGAUGUCAAUGAAAAGAAGGCCAAACUCAUCAGAAGCCUGAGGCAUAAACUGGAGUCCCUGAAGGAAGCAAAAGAAAGUUUGCUGAUGGAUAUAAAGCUCAACAAUGCCCUGGGAGAAGAGGUAGAAGCUCUGGUCUGCAAACUCUGCAAGCCUAAUGAACUAGACAAGUACAAGAUGUUCGUAGGCGACCUUGACAAGGUUGUGAACCUCUUGCUUUCCCUCUCUGGACGUCUGGCCCGGGUAGAAAACGUCCUCAGCGGCCUGGGGGAAGAUGCUGAUAGUGAAGAGCGGAGCUCUCUAAAUGAGAAGAAAAAGGUGUUGGCUGGACAGCAUGAAGAUGCUCGAGAGCUCAAGGAGAACCUAGACCGGAGAGAGCGUGUGGUUUUGGACAUCUUGGCCAAUUACCUCACCGCUGAGCAACUCCAGGAUUACCAACAUUUUGUGAAGAUGAAAUCAACACUCCUCAUUGAGCAGCGAAAACUGGAUGACAAGAUCAAACUUGGGCAGGAGCAACUUAACUGCCUGCUGGAAAGUCUUCCCCGGGACUUCCUCACCAAGGCCAGGGCCCCAGCUGCCCCUUUGACUCCCGAAGCUGAGAUGACCCCUGAUGGGGACUAUACAUUCAGAAGUGGGUUUCCAGCAUUGAUCUCUUCCCUUUAGCCUAAAACUCUAAAAGACCUAACAAAGAACUCAGCUUUACUCUCAAGAUUAUUUAAUAUGAUCAGUUUUCAAAUUCCAGUUCAAUUAAAAAAUGAUGGGGUUUUGGCAUUUUUAAUGGGAGGAGGCAGUUAACAAUGAGGGGAAAAAUACAGUUCUGGAGUUUGGGGGUUUUUUUCCCUUCUCCCAGUUUCCCAAAAUGUAAUCCUUUCUAUUUUUCCAUGGUAGGAAGAAGGACUAUUGAAACUGGGGUUUGGUUAAAGGGUGGUUGAUUCUUUAGUUUUUAACCAGACUGAGUCAACAUAAAACAAGUAUGUUUUACCUUCAAGAAUAUGUACUGGUCCUCUGUCUCCUGGGUAAAGUGCCCUAUAUAUGAUAGAGUAGAGAUGUGCACUAAAGAAGGGUCUGUAAAAUAAAGUCUUUAAAAAAAAUAUGAAGAGAAAGGAGGGGGGAACCCUAAACAUUGUCACUAUUUAUAUUUUUUAAAUGAAUAAGGAUGUGUAAAUGUUUGUUUAUAUGCUAAUCAGUUACUUAACUCUACGGUGGACACUGGAAACCUAUUGUAAUGAUGUCUUUGGUGAAAAUCUUUAAUUAGACAAAGAAGCCCAAAAAUAAUUACACCAUGAGGAUUUGUGCUCCCCUUCCCCAUCUCUUUAUAUUGUCUGUCUGUCUGUCUCUUCCCCUACCCCUAUCUCUCUGCCUCUUUC